Molecule: messenger RNA, 1018 nt
Organism: Parasteatoda tepidariorum (common house spider)
Lineage: Eukaryota; Metazoa; Arthropoda; Arachnida; Araneae; Theridiidae
Source: RefSeq, a predicted model, not a curated record
CAAUUCAAGACUUGACACAAGUUCAACAAUGGCGUCACGUAUCUUCUGAGAACAAUCCGGCGGAUCUCAUCUCCAGAGGGAUGAAUCCUGAGAAGUUGAAUGGAAAUAAACUGUGGUUCAAGGGACCUGAUUUUCUGAAUGAGCGAGAGUAUCCCAAUCGGGAAAUUCCGUCAUCGAUCCUAAAUGAUGAGUUCACCUGCGAGAUUAGACAUUCAGAGCAAAUUAACUUACCUGUGUUUACUAUGACGUCGAACCUUUUUAUUCUUGAAUUACUUGAUAUUAGCAAUAGUUAUUCUCAAGUAUUGCAUGUUAUUAGUUAUCUUUUUAGAUUUAUCCACAAUGUAAGGAAUCCUGGAAAUAGGAUGUUGGGGCUUCUUACUACGAAAGAAAGAAGUAAGAGUGAACUCUUUCUGAUAAAAAACGUACAAGGUAUAGCGUUUGCAGAAGAUCUGCAGUGUUUAAGGGCUCAACAAAACGUGCCACACAGAAGUAAGAUAAAAAAUUUAAAUCCUUUUUUAGAUGAAGAAGGAGUGUUAAGAGUAAAUGGCAGAAUAAAUCAUGCUAAUGUAGAAUUUAAUAGUAAAUUUCAAAUUAUCCUGCCUAAAGGUCAUAAAUUAACUAAGCUAAUUUUAGAGUUCUUUCACAAACGAUAUUUUCAUUUAGGGCCUACUGCUUUACUACAUUAUGUUAGACAGAAAUUUUGGCCUGUUCAGGGUAAGGCAACGUGCAGGAAAAUUGUGCACGAUUGCAUAGAUUACUUUAAAGUGAAACCUUUAGGAGUUGAACAGUUAAUGGGAAAUCUCCCGAAAGAAAGAGUAACUCCUGAUUUUCCUUUCAAUUGCUCGGGCACAGAUUUCUGUGGUCCAUUUUUUAUAAAGUACAAACAUCAACGGAAGGGAAUUUAUCAUAAAAUUUAUGUUUGCAUUUUCGUGUGUUUAGUCACUAAGGCAAUACACCUAGAAUUAGUAACGGAUCUAACCUCUAAUGCCUUUAUCGCGUGUUUAAAGAGAUUUGUGGC